Molecule: messenger RNA, 1541 nt
Organism: Carlito syrichta (Philippine tarsier)
Lineage: Eukaryota; Metazoa; Chordata; Mammalia; Primates; Tarsiidae
Gene: NT5DC3
Product: 5'-nucleotidase domain containing 3
Exons: 13
Coding region: 12-1433 (473 amino acids)
Molecular function (GO): 5'-nucleotidase activity
Source: RefSeq, a predicted model, not a curated record
UUCCAUCAAUUAUGAGCAACUUGUUGAAUCCAGAUGCCAUUUUCUCUAACAAUGAAAUGAGCCUGUCGGACAUUGAAAUCUAUGGCUUCGAUUAUGACUAUACUUUGGUGUUUUAUUCAAAGCACCUCCACACGCUGAUAUUUAAUGCUGCUCGGGACUUGCUCAUCAAUGAACACCGGUAUCCCAUGGAAAUCAGGAAGUAUGAGUAUGACCCCAGCUUUGCAAUUCGUGGACUCCAUUAUGACGUGCAGCGGGCAGUACUGAUGAAGAUUGAUGCUUUUCAUUAUAUCCAGUUGGGAACUGUCUAUAGAGGCCUCAGUGUCGUCCCCGAUGAAGAAGUCAUUGAAAUGUACGAGGGGUCCCAUGUGCCCUUGGAGCAGAUGAGUGACUUCUACGGAAAGAGUUCUCAUGGGAACACCAUGAAGCAGUUCAUGGACAUCUUCUCCCUGCCGGAGAUGACGCUCCUGUCCUGCGUGAAUGAAUAUUUUCUGAAGAACAACAUCGACUAUGAGCCUGUCCAUCUGUACAAAGAUGUCAAGGACUCGAUUCGAGACGUCCACAUCAAGGGAAUCAUGUACAGAGCGAUUGAAGCAGAUAUUGAGAAGUACAUCUGCUAUGCCGAGCAGACCCGCGCAGUUCUGGCCAAACUGGCUGACCAUGGCAAGAAGAUGUUCCUCAUCACCAACAGCCCCAGUAGCUUUGUGGACAAAGGGAUGAGCUAUAUCGUGGGGAAAGACUGGAGGGACCUGUUUGAUGUGGUCAUCGUUCAGGCCGAGAAGCCGAACUUCUUUAAUGAUAAGCGGAGACCUUUCCGGAAGGUGAAUGAGAAAGGUGUCUUACUCUGGGAUAAAAUCCACAAGUUGCAGAAGGGCCAGAUUUACAAGCAGGGUAAUUUAUAUGAAUUUUUGAAGCUUACAGGAUGGAGAGGAUCCAAAGUGUUGUAUUUUGGUGACCAUAUAUACAGUGACCUGGCGGACCUGACCCUGAAGCACGGCUGGAGGACAGGCGCCAUCAUCCCUGAGCUGAGAUCUGAGCUCAAGAUCAUGAACACGGAACAGUACAUCCAAACCAUGACCUGGCUGCAGACCUUGACUGGGUUAUUGGAGCAGAUGCAGGUGCACAGAGACGCUGAGUCACAGCUGGUCCUGCAGGAGUGGAAGAAGGAGAGGAAGCAGAUGAGAGAAAUGACCAAAGGCUUCUUCAACGCCCAGUUUGGCAGCUUGUUCCGCACGGACCAGAACCCCACCUACUUCCUGCGGCGCCUGUCACGCUUCGCAGACAUCUACAUGGCGUCUCUGAGCUGCCUCCUGAACUACGACGUCAGCCACACCUUCUACCCCCGCAGGACUCCGCUGCAGCACGAACUGCCCGCGUGGUCCGACAGGCCCUCGGCCUUCGGGCCCCCUCUCCUGCAGGAGGCCCAGGCCAAGUAGCCGAGGGCCCUGGGGGAAGAGGCAGAAACCGGGCCGCCCAGAUCCGGCGGCACGACGGGGUUGGCAUGCGGUCUGAGUGUUGCUUUUGGAAAGGACGCAGACAUGCCU